Messenger RNA from Penicillium diatomitis, 2235 nucleotides. Its product is annotated as anoctamin family protein. Gene Ontology annotation, molecular function: chloride channel activity. The coding region runs from base 1 to 2235 and encodes 744 amino acids. Gene Ontology annotation, biological process: chloride transmembrane transport. Gene Ontology annotation, cellular component: cortical endoplasmic reticulum. Lineage: Eukaryota; Fungi; Ascomycota; Eurotiomycetes; Eurotiales; Aspergillaceae. The record is from RefSeq and is a predicted model, not a curated record. The transcript has 4 exons.
AUGUCUUGGAUCGUGGGCGGAGUGAAGCACGGUAACGAGGAAGACAGCAACCUCGGCAUUGACUGGGUCCUGCAAUAUGACUUUAGCGAACUCGACCAAACAGAAGCUAUUGCGGAAUACCGUAGUCUGGUACAGAGCUUGACCAAUGCCGGUCUUCGGGUCCAAGUUCGUCACGGACAUGGAUCGUCACUGCUGGUGUGCAUUCAUGUACCCCGAGAUCAGCUGGGGAGGAUGGUCCAUCAGUCAAGAAUCAAAGAUUGGCUGUUCGGCAUCACAUCGACCAUCCCCGCUGGCCCCGGAGACACCAUUGCCGCGGCCGAGACACCUUCAGAAGAAAUUCGAUCCGUCUAUCAUGCCGUGACUUGGUCAGAGAGUAUGGGUGGUGCUGGCAUCACCCCUGGAUUUGGGAAAUGGAAACGUGUUACGGCCUCAUUUCCAUUGCAUGACCAGGAUGCCUGCUCGGAAUUGUUGAGCAAGUGGAAUCGAAAAGGGAACUUGACCAUGGAGGAUUUGGAUGCCAUUCGUGCACUUUUCGGUGAGAAGGUUGCCUUCUAUUUUGCUUUUAUUCACUGCUACUCGCUCUUCCUGAUGUUCCCUGCUGCGCUGGGUAUCUUUGUUUGGUGGUUCCUUGGACCCUAUUCGAUUGUCAACGCUGUCCUUCUUUGCGCAUGGUGCGUGGUCUUUGUCGAAUAUUGGAAGCUGCGCGAGUUCGACUUGAGUGUGCGGUGGAAAGUCGACGGCGUCGGACAGCUCAAGGUCAACCGUGCGCAGUACAGAUGGGAAAAAGAAGUCAAGGAUCCAGUAUCGGGGGAGGUCAAGCAUAUCUUCCCUGCAUGGAAGCAGAUCAUGCGCCAGUUCUUGCUUCUUCCAUUCACAGGCGUAGCCAGCCUCGCGCUCGGCACGCUGAUUGUGGCCACAUUUGCCGGUGAAAUCUUUAUCUCGGAAGUUUACAACGGUCCCUUGAAAAGUUAUCUUGAAUUCGUGCCGACCGUGCUGUUUUCACUCUCUUUGCCAGCCAUCACCUCCUUCUUGACCGGGAUUGCCGGCAAGCUCACCGAGUACGAAAACUACCGCACCCAGGAUCUCCACGACCUCGCCUACACUCAAAAGACAUUCAUUAUGCAUGUCAUCACAUCAUUCCUGCCCACUAUCCUCACGGCGUAUGUCUACGUGCCCUUCGGUCAUCAAAUCGUUCCCAAACUGGAUCUCCUUCGCCGACUGGGCAUGGAGACUUUCAGCAACAAAGAAUUCGUCGUCGACACCUCCCGAUUCCAGGCCGAAGUCAUCUACCUGUCCGUGACCGCCCAGGUCUUCAGCUUUGCGGAGGAGAUCGUUCUUCCUUACGUCAAACACGUGCUGUGGCAGAAGUGGCAAAAUUACCGCGAGCACAAGGCUGGCUUGAAGCGGCAACGCAGCUUUUCCAAAACGACCGACCUCCUGCUCAUUGACCCUCCCCAAGAAGUGCAAUUCCUUCGCCGUCUACGCAGUGAAGCCGGUGCCGACGAAUACAAGGUGGAGGAGGACAUUCUGGAGAUGUGUGUGCAGUUUGGCUAUCUCGCACUCUUCGGCGUUGCGUGGCCCCUUGUGCCGCUCGGUUUCUUGCUGAAUAACUGGCUUGAGGUUCGAGGUGAUUUCUUCAAGCUGACCCUUGAAUGUCAGCGACCGCCACCCAUCCGGGCGGAUUCCAUUGGACCUUGCGUUCUCGGUCUGGACUUCCUCGCCUGGCUGGGUACCCUUUCCACUGCUGCCAUUGUGCACAUUUAUCGGGGGUCCAUCUCCGAGGUGCGUCUCUCGUCUCUGCUGCUGACGCUCUUCAUCGCCGAGCAGCUGUACCUGGCAAUGCGUUUCGUCGCGGCUGCUGUGUUGCGCAAGAUUCUCGAUGAGACUCUCAGUCGCGAUGAAGCCGGUCACUUUGCUGUGCGUAAGGCAUACCUCGAGACACAACAGGCCCGGUAUCGCUCACCCGACUCAUCUACCCGGGUGCGUCAACGCGUGCGCUUCCAUGAGCGUGUGGAUGUGUACAGUAGUGAUACGACUGUCUCCCCGGAGGGAUCUCCUUCUCCUUCACCCACCACUGAACAGCAGCCGCUCAAUGAAGAUCUCCGUGGAUCCGACCGAGAAGCUGACUUUUGGGACAGCCGGCAGUGUGAGCCGAUCGAAGCGGGCAGCAAGAUUAUUCGCGCAUUGAGCGAGAGCAAAGUCCAGCACGAAAGUAAAGGCGAGAAACGGGCGUGA